Molecule: messenger RNA, 1948 nt
Organism: Triticum urartu
Lineage: Eukaryota; Viridiplantae; Streptophyta; Magnoliopsida; Poales; Poaceae
Source: RefSeq, a predicted model, not a curated record
GUUCAAUUCUACUCUAUGUUAGAACAUUUCUAUGAAUGCUAUUUCGAUCUAAGUGGUCCUAUUCUCUGUCCCAUGCUAGGAAGCAUUACUCCUCUUUUCAUUCCAAAUUCUUCAAUAAGACCGAUACGAUUGAUUGGUCUGUGCGUUUCUCUUAUUACUUUUUUGUAUCCCCCUGUUCCUCGGAUACAAUUCGAUCCUUCUACGGCCAAAUCUCAAUUUGUGGAAAGCCUUCGAUGGCUUCCUUAUGAAAACAUCCAUUUGUAUAUGGGUAUAGACGGUCUUUCAUUAUUCUUCGUGAUAUUGACCACAUUUCUGAUCCCUAUUUGCAUUUCAGUGGGUUGGUGUGGUAUGAGAAGUUUUGGGAAAGAGUAUAUUACAGCAUUUCUAAUUCGUGAAUUUCUAAUGAUCGCCGUGUCCUGCAUGCUGGAUCCUCUACUAUUCUAUGUUCUUUCCGAAAGCGUGCCAAUCCCUAUGUUCAUCAUUAUAGGGGUAUGGGGUUCGAGACAAAGAAAGAUCAAGGCAGCAUAUCAGUUUUUCCUAUAUACUUUACUGGGAUCCGUUUUUAUGCUAUUAGCUAUUCUGUUGAUUCUUCUCCAAACAGGAACCACCGAUUUACAAAUUUUAUUAACCACUGAAUUUAGUGAGCGGCGCCAAAUCCUUCUAUGGAUUGCUUUUUUCGCCUCUUUUGCCGUCAAAGUGCCUAUGGUACCAGUUCAUAUUUGGUUACCCGAAGCCCAUGUAGAGGCACCUACGGCUGGAUCCGUCAUCUUGGCUGGAAUUCUUUUAAAAUUGGGAACCUACGGGUUUUUAAGAUUUUCAAUACCCAUGUUUCCCGAAGCGACACUUUGUUUCACUCCUUUCAUUUAUACUCUAAGCGCGAUUGCUAUAAUAUAUACUUCCUUGACCACUUUAAGACAGAUCGAUCUUAAGAAGAUCAUUGCCUACUCCUCAGUAGCCCAUAUGAAUUUGGUGACUAUUGGUAUGUUUAGUCGGGCGGCGGCCGUUAGGUCACCUAUUUUGAGUUAUGGACACACAAGCAAGGCCAAAACAUGUGUGCCGGGCGUGCGACCCAUCAACCUACUAGCAAUAGGGGAGAAAACUUAGCAUGUCGCAACAAAAGCGUCGAUUCGAGGCGUCAGCAAAACACCGCCGUCUGUUCCUAAAACAAAACCCCUUAGCGCCCCGGGACGGGAGUGGGGGACGGCCCUACGCAGACAGCAGCAGCACCGGCUCUACGAAGUCCGAAUCGAAUCUUUCGGUUGGCUUUCCCGUGAAUAAGAAUUGUUGGGCGCGGCGAAGCGAGCGCUUCUAGCUGUUUCGCUUGCUUCUUUCUUAUUGUGGCGGCUAUUAUGGCGUGGCUGAAAUGAACGAAAAGCGAGAUGAUUCAAAUCGAUUGAUAGAUGGCCUGAUCUGUUCUGAUAGAUCGAAAGGUUUUCUAUCAAUAAUAAGGGUUGACCUCUUUCUAUCUAUUGAUGAUACAAGAUAUCUAUCUAUUCUGGAUCCAUCAGAAAGAAAUCGAUAUGUAUCUGAUUUUUUCUACAUCGUAUGUAGAGCGCCCAAGCGUUUGGCCAGCUCAGUUCUAUUAUCCAUCGGUCCAAUGCACUGGCUCAUCUCAUGGAGGGAAAAAGCAAAUGUAGUUAGUUGUCUUGUUGUUGUUCGCCGCCUCGACACAUUCCCCGGCAUCGUCCCACACAGAAAGAAAGAGCGUGGAGCCCCGGCCCGACCUGUAAGUCCGCUAACGUAAAGCGAGGAGUUGAGCCUGAACUGGCGAACCGAAGUCACUUUCGUAACCAUACUUCCUACAGCUAACACGUGUCCAGUCCAGCGGGAACGCGAAGCGCAAACGAACGUGAGCUGCUAUACCGAAUCCCCCGCUGGCCAUCGGGGACCUAGUGGUAAGGCCAUGAUCCGCAGGGGAAGGGAUCACUCAUUCUUCUAUUGGGGACAG